UACUAAUAAAUAAUGCCAUCAAGUUUUUUAAGUGAUAAAACAUUAAUUUGUUAUAAUUAACAAUUUUGAGUAGGUGCAAAUCUGUCAUAUGACAACCGACAUAACCUAAAAAACGAUAAAGUAUCUCUAAAUUACCUAUAAGUCAAGAUUUUUAAAUAAAACUAUAUAAUUUUUGUUAAAAUUUAAUUAAGUGAGUAAAAAAGCCACAAAAAACUAUUCAUAGUUUUUAUUUUAGUAUCAAAUUAUCGAAAUUUCAUAAAUAACGUGAUAACCUCUAAAAAACAUCAAAAGUGACAGUGACAACUAUUUUGGUUUUCCUUCUUUAGUUAAAAUCGAUUUUAAAAUGAAAAUUAUCAAUAACCAAGAGAAAUCUCGAAAUGUUUGCUAAUAAUUUAAAAUUGUAUCAUAUCCCGAAAUUAAGGAUCUCAAAGAAAGUGUAAAAAUAAGGGUUAACGUGUUCAAAAUGGUAUCCCAUUUAUUCUACAUUUAUGGUGAAACCUGCAGUAAAUACCCAUGGGAAGUAAUCGUAGCGACGGUGACUUUAACAGUAUGCAUAUCAACCCUCGAUCAAUCCACUAUCCAAGCUUCACCCUCAAAGUCUGAUUCAUGUUGUGUCCAAGAGUAUUCUCCUGUAGAUAUGAUUGUAAUGACAAUAAUAAGAUGUUUAGCUGUUUUGUAUAGUUAUUACCAAUUUAGGAAUUUACAAAAACUUGGCUCUAAAUAUAUUUUAGGUAUAGCAGGAUUAUUUACGGUGAUAUCAAGCUUUAUAUUUACAACAACCUUAUUAAACUUGCUCAAUAUUAAUCUGGCAGAUCUCAAAGAUGCAAUGUUUUUCUUUUUGUUACUAAUAGAUUUAUCGAAAGCUUCAAUGUUAGCUCGAUACGGUUUAAGUGCAAAAAACGAAAACGAAAUUAAGGAGAACAUUGCUAAAGGAAUGGCCUUUUUGGGGCCCACCAUGACGUUAGAUACGAUUGUGGAAACUUUAGUUAUAGGAAUAGGAACUCUAUCAGGGGUGCAUCGAUUAGAAAUGUUAUCCUAUUUCGCUUGCCUAUCAGUUAUUGUAAAUUACAUAGUUUUUAUGACUUUGUACCCAUCUUGUUUGUCAUUAAUUAUUGAGUUGAGUAAGAAAACGCGUAGAAAUGUCGUCGUAACUCAAUGUAUUGAAAUGGAAGAAAAAUCAAAUCCUGUUAUACAAAGGGUAAAAAUAAUAAUGUCAAUUGGAUUAUCAGUUGUACACCUAGUAAGCAGAAGAUCUUUCAAAAACGAAACCGAAAUUUACGAUAACACUCUCAAUAACGGUACUUUAUUCAAUGGAUAUUCGCUUAAAUGGUUAAGUUUAUGUGCUGAUCAUAUUGUCGUAUUAAUAUUAUUAUUUGCGCUUAUUGUAAAAUUAAUUUUUUUCGAAAAUAACGACGGUUUUAGUUCAUUUUCGAAAAUCGAUUCGCCAAAAAACCAAGAAAUUCAAGUAAACACCAUCAAUAACGAAUUAAUUUGGGACGCAGGUGAAGAUAAUCAACCAAAUAGAAACAUAAUUGACUGUCUAGAAAUACUUAAAACAACACCAAACGAACUAACUGAUAAAGAAAUGAUCGUUUUACUCAAAGAAAAACACAUAUCUUUGUAUAAUUUAGAAAAAGUCGUUAAAAACGCUGCAAAAGCCGUUCGAAUUCGGCGAAAAGUUUUUAGCGAGCACAAAAAAUUAGAUCAAGCUCUGUCACUUUUACCAUAUCAAAAUUUUGAUUACGAAAAAGUUUUGGGAGCUUGUUGUGAAAAUGUAAUAGGUUACGUUCCGCUACCAGUUGGUAUUAUUGGCCCUUUAAAAUUGGAUAAUACCGAACAUUUUGUUCCAAUGGCUACAACGGAAGGUUGUUUAAUUGCGAGUACUUCACGUGGUUGUAAAGCAACGUUUCAAAAUGGAAUUACAAGCAGAAUUGUGCGUGAUGGAAUGACCAGGGGACCGGUAGUUCGAUUUCCAUCAUUAGAAAGUGCAGGAAACGCUGUCUCAUGGAUCGAACAACCCAAUAAUUUCAAAUUAUUAAAAAAGACAUUUGAUUCAACCAGCAAUUUUGCUCGAUUAAAAAAGAUUACUUCUCGUAUAGCGGGUAGAUAUCUUUUUGUGCGAUUUGUUGCGUCAACUGGAGACGCAAUGGGCAUGAAUAUGUUAUCGAAAGGUUCUGAAAGAUCAUUAAAGUAUAUGCAAAUUCAUUUCCCUGAGAUGGAAAUUUUAAGUUUAAGUGGAAACUUUUGUACUGAUAAAAAGCCGGCGGCUAUAAAUUGGAUUGAAGGUCGUGGAAAAUCCGUCGUUUGCGAAGCUAUAAUUUCAUCUGAAACUGUAAAAACAUUAUUAAAAACGACAAGCCAUUCUCUUAUCGAUGUGAAUAUCUCGAAGAAUUUGAUUGGGUCAGCAAUGGCUGGAAGUUUAGGUGGAUUUAAUGCUCACGCUGCGAAUAUUGUCACGGCAAUUUUCAUUGCAACGGGUCAAGAUCCUGCUCAAAACGUUGUCAGCAGUAAUUGUAUUACAUUGAUGGAACCAUGGGGGUUAAACGGGGAAGAUUUAUAUAUAAGUUGUACAAUGCCUUCAAUUGAAGUUGGUACUGUUGGAGGUGGAACAAUUUUACACGCACAAUCUGCUUGUUUGGAAAUGUUGGGUGUUAAAGGAAGUAAUGUUGAAAAUCCCGGUGAAAAUGCUGGUUUAUUAGCUAAAAUUAUAUGCGGAACUGUUUUAGCUGGCGAAUUAUCUUUAUUGGCAGCUUUAAGUGUUGGCCAUUUAGUAUCUAGUCAUUUAAAACAUAAUCGAUCGUCUACUUCGAGUGUUUCAAAUUGAAAACAAAUACCAAGUAUUAUU
Messenger RNA from Onthophagus taurus, 2845 nucleotides. Its product is annotated as 3-hydroxy-3-methylglutaryl-coenzyme A reductase-like. The record is from RefSeq and is a predicted model, not a curated record. NCBI's taxonomy places the organism in Eukaryota, Metazoa, Arthropoda, Insecta, Coleoptera, Scarabaeidae. Gene Ontology annotation, biological process: coenzyme A metabolic process; sterol biosynthetic process; isoprenoid biosynthetic process. Gene Ontology annotation, cellular component: peroxisomal membrane; endoplasmic reticulum membrane. Gene Ontology annotation, molecular function: protein binding; hydroxymethylglutaryl-CoA reductase (NADPH) activity.